CCCCGGAGUGAGCUAUGGUUUAGCCCUGUUACCAUGGAGACCGGUAGUAACACCAGUUGUAAAUCCAAGGCCAAGAGACCAUGGCCACUUUAGCCCGGCUGCAAGCUAGGUCGUUGACUGUAGGAAAUGAGUACUACUUUAGGAACAGUGUUGUUGAUCCAUUUAGAAAUAAGGAGAAUGACGCAGCAGUUAAAAUCCAGAGCUGGUUUCGAGGAUGUCAAGUUCGGGCAUAUAUCAGGCAUUUACACAGAAUUGUAACAAUUAUCCAAAAAUGGUGGAGAGGUUUCUUAGGCAGAAAGCAAUAUCAACUAACUGUGCAGGUAGCAUAUUAUACUAUGAUGAUGAAUCUCUACAAUGCAAUGGCUGUCAGGAUUCAGAGACGAUGGCGAGGCUACAGGGUUCGGAAAUACCUCUUUAAUUAUUAUUAUUUGAAAGAGUACCUGAGAGUUGUUUCAGAGACCAAUGAUGCAAUUAGGUGCAGGAGGAAAAAAAUUGCAAGUCAUGGCAACCAAAGGAAGGCACUGGAGGAGUUUGCAGAAAUGAAAGAACGAGAAGAGAAGAAGGCUAACCUCGAAAGGGAAGAGAAGAAAAGAGAUUACCAAGCUCGAAAGAUGCAUUACCUCCUCAGCACAAAGCAGAUUCCAGGAAUAUACAAUUCACCAUUUAGAAAAGAGCCUGAUCCAUGGGAGCUGCAAUUACAGAAGGCAAAGCCUUUAACACACCAAAGACCUAAAGUUAAGCAGAAGUACUCCACCAGCCUUACUGAUUGGCUAGCUUGUACAAGCGCCCGUUCUUUUCCUCGGUCUGAAAUUCUACCACCUAUUAAUAGAAAGAAAUGUCAGGGGCCCUUCCGCGAUAUCACUGAAGUAUUAGAACAACGCUACAAGCCUUUGGAGCCAACGUUGCGGGUGGCAGAACCAAUCGAUGAAUUAAAGUUGGCCAGAGAAGAUCUCAGAAGAAAGGAAUGGCUGCGAAAUGUAAAUGACAAUAUGUUUUUGCCAUUUUCUUCAUACCAUAAAAAUGAAAAGUACAUCCCAUCAAUGCAUUUAUCAAGCAAGUACAGUCCCAUUUCUCACAAAGAACAAUUCCGAAGUGAAGAUCCUAAGAAAUGGAUCUGUGACAAGGAUUUCCAGACUGUACUACCAUCGUUUGAGCUCUUCUCGAAGUAUGGAAAAUUAUAUUCAAAAGCUGGACAGAUUGUAUAAAGGAAAUGAAUGUGUAAUGUUAGUGUUUAAUUUUGGUAAGUGAAGGGUAGCAGCCUUAGCUGAGGCUGUCCUAUUCAGAUUUAAUUUAACCAAAUACAACAAAGUGCUUCUGCUUUUUGUGAAAAAGGCCAAGAUGGGGACACUUGCACCAAACUGUUGAAUAAAGAUGCUGUAGUAAUUUUUAGAGCUAUCUAUUUGAUUGCUUCAGCUUCAAGGUAGUUCAUCACUUCACUAUAAUUCACCCGACAUUGCCUUUCACACCCAAUACUACAUUUUCCCAUCAGUUCGAUUAGAAAUAGUGAUGCCUUUAUCAGAUUAAUCUUUCUUUCCUUUAGCAUGUCUGAGUUUAGGAUAAACAGUGCCUGUACCUAGCUGUUUUUAUUAAUGCACUAAGAUUUUAACCACUGAAAAAUACACAGAACUAGCUCUUCAACACACACAUAUUGUAAAAUCUACUGUCUGACUAAGAUAACAUUACUCCUUUUAGUGUCUUUAAUUUGUCUUUUUAAGUGGUCACUAUUUGUAACCUUCAAUAGUUUCCCAAAAACAGUUUGGUCUAAAUCAGAAUGUGCUACGUCCUGUCAGAGGGCUUUGCCAUCCUUUUAGCUUCAAUUAUCUUUCCAGGCAGAGUCUCUUUAAACAUUUUUGUGGAGAAAAGUUAGCAAGACAAGGUUAAAAUCAUUGGUUGUAAUUUUAUGAAUUGGAUACUGUACUCAAUUCAGUCUGACAUCAACGUGAGUUUUCUUGUAUUACGUGCUUCUCAGCUUCCUCCAUUUCUUUGCAAAUGGGCUUUGGUCCAGGCUGUCUUUCUGCUAAAAAGUGGCUCAAUUUUGAGGGCCAAUGAGGUGAGUUUUAAUUAAACUAUUUGUUAGGUUUGAAAAACAAUGUGCUUUAUCCCCUUUCCCAUGGGAAUUUGGCAUAUGGACAACUCAGCUUAAAAAAGAAAAAAAAAAAAAAAGAAAAUGAAAAAUAAGUAUAGUUAGCACCUGGAUUGGGAAGGGGGUUAAAUGCCAUUGUCUUUUUCCAGAGGGUGUAAGAUCUUAGCAACUGUGUAAGGAAACAAAAAUUUCUAUGAGGGGAGAGUAAUAGUUAAGCAUAUAAGUUAAUGUGUGCCAGUUAGGAGUUAAAAUUUAGUUUAAUAAGAAAAAAUAUUAAAUGUUGUCUUUCAGUUUGGCAUUAUGUGAACUUAUAACCCUUUUAAGUUUUGGCAUAGUAAAUUGGCAAAGAGAAAAAAAAUAAAGAUAUCUUUAGUAUCUUUCUCUCGGUUCAAUUGUCUUUGACUAAAAAUGUUAUAACCACCCCA
This is a messenger RNA of Sapajus apella (tufted capuchin), 2508 nucleotides long. RefSeq names its product spermatogenesis associated 17 (gene SPATA17). Gene Ontology annotation, molecular function: protein binding. The transcript has 12 exons. The record is from RefSeq and is a predicted model, not a curated record. Gene Ontology annotation, cellular component: spindle pole. Gene Ontology annotation, biological process: establishment of meiotic spindle localization; spindle organization; mitotic cell cycle. NCBI's taxonomy places the organism in Eukaryota, Metazoa, Chordata, Mammalia, Primates, Cebidae. The coding region runs from base 81 to 1205 and encodes 374 amino acids.